ACCUUGAAGCCAUUAUGGGAGAUGAAGAUUGGGAAGCAGAAAUCACUAAACCUCAUUUGUCUUCUUGCAUUCCUGUGUUUGAGAAGGAUAGAUAUCCUUCUGGAGCAAAUGGUGAUACUUUUAACAGGACUCCAACUACAUCAUCAGAAAUGGAUGGACCUUCUCGCAGGGAUCAUUUCAUGAGAAGUGGCUUUGCCUCUAUGAGGAGUUUGGGAAACAGAGAUGCUGGCGAGUCUAAUAAAAGAGAGACUACAUCCAUAAUGGGUGGUUUUGGUGUUGGAAAGAAUUUUGGAAACAGAGGUUUUUCACAUAACAAAUUUCAAGAAGGUGAUAGCUCUGGCUUCUGGAGAGAGUCUAAUAAUGAUUGUGAAGAUAAUCAAACACGGAGCCGAGGGUUUUCCAAGAGAGGCGGUUAUCAAGAUGGAAAUGAUUCAGAAACUUCAGGGCCAUCCAGAAGAGGUGGAAGAGGUAGUUUCCGAGGCUGCCGAGGAGGAUUUGGUCCAGGAAGUCCAAACAAUGAAUCUGAACAAGAUGAGAGCAUGCAGCGCACUGGUGGCCUUUUUGGUUCAAGACGACCAACAUUAAGUGGCACAGGUAAUGGUGACAGUUACCAAAGCAGAAGUGGUAGUAGAGGUGGACGAGGUGGUUACAAAGGUUUAAAUGAAGAAGUAAUAACAGGCUCUGGAAAGAAUUCUUUGAAGUCAGAAGCUGAAGGAGGAGAAGGUAGUGACCUUCAAGGACCAAAAGUGACCUACAUACCCCCUCCUCCACCUGAAGAUGAGGACUCCAUCUUUGCACAUUAUCAGACAGGCAUAAACUUUGACAAAUAUGACACUAUUCUUGUAGAAGUGUCUGGACAUGAUGCUCCACCAGCAAUUCUGACUUUUGAAGAAGCUAAUCUCUGUCAGACACUAAAUAACAACAUUGCUAAAGCUGGUUAUACUAAGCUUACUCCUGUGCAAAAAUACAGUAUUCCUAUUAUAUUAGCAGGACGAGAUUUGAUGGCUUGUGCUCAGACAGGGUCUGGGAAAACCGCGGCUUUUCUCUUGCCAAUUUUGGCUCAUAUGAUGCGUGAUGGAAUAACUGCCAGUCGUUUUAAAGAGUUGCAGGAACCGGAGUGUAUUAUUGUAGCACCAACUCGAGAAUUGAUCAACCAGAUUUAUUUGGAAGCCAGAAAAUUUUCUUUUGGGACUUGUGUAAGAGCUGUUGUAAUAUAUGGAGGAACCCAGUUGGGGCAUUCAAUUAGACAAAUAAUACAAGGCUGUAAUAUGUUAUGCGCUACUCCUGGGAGAUUGAUGGAUAUCAUAGGUAAAGAAAAGAUUGGUCUCAAACAAGUUAAAUAUUUAGUUUUGGAUGAAGCUGAUCGCAUGCUGGAUAUGGGUUUUGGACCAGAAAUGAAGAAGUUAAUUGCUUGCCCAGGACUGAUGCCAUCGAAAGAACAACGUCAAACUCUUAUGUUCAGUGCAACUUUUCCAGAAGAAAUUCAAAGGUUGGCUGGGGAGUUUUUAAAGAUUAAUUACUUGUUUGUUGCUGUUGGACAAGUGGGCGGAGCAUGUAGAGAUGUUCUACAGAGUGUUCUCCAAGUUGGCCAGUACUCGAAAAGAGAAAAACUUGUUGAAAUUCUCCAAAACAGAGGUGAUGAAAGAACUAUGGUCUUUGUUGAAACUAAGAAAAAAGCAGAUUUCAUUGCGACUUUUCUUUGUCAAGAAAAAAUAUCAACUACAAGUAUUCAUGGUGACCGGGAACAGAGGGAGCGAGAACAAGCUCUAGGGGAUUUUCGCUGUGGCAAGUGUCCAGUUCUUGUUGCUACUUCAGUAGCUGCCAGAGGGCUGGAUAUUGAAAAUGUUCAACAUGUUAUCAAUUUCGACCUUCCUUCUACCAUUGACGAAUAUGUUCAUCGUAUUGGGCGCACUGGUCGAUGUGGGAAUACCGGCAGAGCUAUUUCCUUUUUUGAUCCUGAAUCAGACAGCCAUUUAGCACAACCUCUAGUGAAAGUACUGUCCGAUGCUCAACAAGAUGUUCCUGCAUGGUUGGAAGAAAUUGCCUUUAGUACAUAUGGUUCUGGCUUCAGUGGUACUACAAGAGGAAAUGUUUUUGCAUCAGUUGAUACUAGAAAGAAUUACCAGGGCAAGAGCACUUUGAACACAGCAGGAUUUUCUUCUCCACAAGCUCCCAAUCCAGUAGAUGACGAAUCAUGGGAUUAAAGCUGAAACAUCCUUCAAGUCAUGGUACAGUUUUCAUGCACAGAAGAAAAUAGUUUGGAUUUUUGAGUUUUUAACACAAGUGUGAAACCUGACAUUUUCACAUCUCCUGUCCUUCCGUUCUUACUCUUGCCCUUUAGAAAAAAAAAAAAAGAAAAGAAAAAAAAAAGCCUCACUGACUAGUUAUGUGAAAUGGUACAAGUUGCAACAUGGCAGAUACUGAUACAAAUGGUGUUAACUGGAAAUAUUAAAGCAUUCUAAAUAUC
Messenger RNA from Tupaia belangeri chinensis (Chinese tree shrew), 2467 nucleotides. It is a transcript of the gene DDX4, whose product is annotated as DEAD-box helicase 4. Lineage: Eukaryota; Metazoa; Chordata; Mammalia; Scandentia; Tupaiidae. Gene Ontology annotation, molecular function: nucleic acid binding; ATP binding; RNA helicase activity. The record is from RefSeq and is a predicted model, not a curated record.